Messenger RNA from Vigna radiata var. radiata (mung bean), 939 nucleotides. RefSeq lists its product as uncharacterized. Lineage: Eukaryota; Viridiplantae; Streptophyta; Magnoliopsida; Fabales; Fabaceae. The transcript is spliced from 2 exons. Bases 1 to 939 code for a protein of 312 amino acids. The record is from RefSeq and is a predicted model, not a curated record.
AUGAACACCAAAGUUCUAAGUUGUGCUGAUGCUGAGGGCCAUGGGAAACAACAACUGAGGAAACAAGUUAGAAGGAGACUUACUAACAGACCUUAUCAUGAAAGACUAAUGAAUAUGGCAGAUGCAAGGAAGGAGAUUGCCACUGCCUUGAAAUACCAUAGGGCUACCACAAAACUGGCAAUUGAGCAUCAAGAACAACUGCAACGCCAUCCUCAACAACACCAUUCAUUGUCCUUUCAGCUUCCCUUUUAUUCAAGGUUUAGCCUAGAUGGAAGAUUCAAGGCUAGGAGAAGGCCUCAGAUUAACAACACCUUUGAUCCUCCCUUUUACCUUGAAAACAACACUUUAGAUCCCACCCUUUUGCUUGAUAACAACAACACUUCAAAUACCACUUUUUUGCUUGAUAACAACAACGCUUUAGAUCCUACCCUUUUGUUUGAUAACAACAUUUUAGAUGUUACCCAUAACAUCUUAGAUGCUACCCCUGUGCUUAAUAACAAUAUUUUAGAUGGUACUCCUGUGUUUAACUACAACAGCACUUUAGAACCUACCCUUUUUUCUACCAACAAUGUCUUACCAUUGUGCUCUUACUCAACUUCCCCUCCAUUUCUAGCUCAACAAGACGUUCCUUUAAUUGGAACAUUGCAGCCACCACAGGGAGAAGCAGUUUCCACAAUGAUGAAUAUCUUUGAAUCUAGUACUACAAAUCAAGCUAGUGGAAGCAUGCAUGUAGCCAUGGAUGAAAGAGGCAUGGAAGAGAUCGGAGCAUUGGGACAACAACAUCAGAGGGAGUGGGAUGACACUACGAGUAUGAUCAAUUCAUUUUGGUGGCAGGAUUGCUUGCAACAAAUGGAAAACAGUGCAGUUGAAGUCAACAAUGGAGAUGAUACAUUCCAUGGGAUCUUUGAUGAUCAAGUUCAAUUUUCCUGGGAAAAUUAA